Messenger RNA from Cajanus cajan (pigeon pea), 1298 nucleotides. Its product is annotated as annexin-like protein RJ4. Lineage: Eukaryota; Viridiplantae; Streptophyta; Magnoliopsida; Fabales; Fabaceae. Gene Ontology annotation, biological process: response to cold; response to water deprivation; response to salt stress. Gene Ontology annotation, cellular component: plasma membrane; cytoplasm. The record is from RefSeq and is a predicted model, not a curated record. Gene Ontology annotation, molecular function: phosphatidylserine binding; calcium-dependent phospholipid binding; calcium ion binding.
AAAAUAAGUGUUUAAUAUCACAUCUAUAGCACUUAUAUAGCUGAGAGAGAAAGGAAAAACUUAACUAAACAGCACUUCAACAAUGGCCACCCUAGUUGUUAAUAACCAAAGUUCUCCUUCUCAAGAUGCUGAGGCUCUCCGACAGGCUUUCAAAGGAUGGGGGUCUGAUGGGAAGGCCAUUAUAGCAAUACUGGGUCACAGAAAUGUUCAUCAGAGGCAGGAAAUCAGAAAAGCUUAUGAGGAGAUUUACCAAGAGGAUCUCAUCAAACGCCUUGAGUCUGAGAUUUCUGGGGACUUUGAGAGAGCUGUGUAUCGGUGGAUGUUGGGGCCUGCAGAUCGUGAUGCUGUUAUUGUGAAUGUAGCAAUCAAGAAUGGGAGCAAAGAGUACCCUGUGAUUGCAGAGAUUGCUUGUGUGCUAUCAGCUGAAGAGCUCUUGGCACUGAGGCGUGCAUAUCACAACCGCUACAAGCGUUCCUUGGAAGAAGAUGUCGCAGCUCACACCACUGGCCAUCUUCGCCAGCUUUUGGUUGGAUUGGUGAGCUCAUAUAGGUACGAGGGUGAUGAGAUCAAUGUGAAAUUGGCACAAACUGAAGCUAAUAUUCUUCAUGAAACUGUCAAGGAGAAGAAAGGAAACUAUGAAGAAGCCAUCAGGAUCCUUACUACAAGAAGCAAGACUCAACUUGUGGCCACUUUCAACCGCUACAGAGAUGAGCAUGGAAUUUCCAUCAGUAAGAAAUUGUUGGAUCAUGCAUCUGAUGACCUCCUCAAAGUGUUGCACACUGCUAUUCGCUGCAUCAAUGACCAUAAGAAGUACUAUGAGAAGGUUUUGCGCAAUGCAAUGAAGAAAUUUGGAACUGAUGAGGAAGGUGUGAGCCGUGUGAUUGUUACAAGGGCUGAGAAGGAUCUGAAGGACAUCAAAGAGCUAUACUACAAGAGAAACAGUGUUCACCUUGAGGAUGAAGUGUCCAAAGAGACCUCAGGGGACUACAAGAAGUUCAUCCUCGCUUUGUUGGGGAAACAUGACUAAAGAACAUGCUCUAAGGGCAUACCUAGUGAUGGGUUUCUGGUUGUGAUUUUCGUUUUCAAUUUCCAAUAAGAUCGAAUAUGUUUUUAAGGGUCCUGUCUCUAGCUUGAGACAACUUGGAACUUGUGUCUUAUUUGAGGGCAUGUGUCAUGUUUCAUUAGGGUUAUGUUGGUAUUUGGAAUUUGCUCUUAUAUAUAUGAGGGCAUCUGUUUCUUUUUGGGUCAUGUUUGGUUUGCUUUUAAUGAAAGGUUAAUACCAAACUUAUAUGAAUUGA